AUGCAACUCCUUCCCCUCGCCCUCACCGCCGCCACCCUCCUCACCCACGCUCUCGCCAACCCCCUCGCCGCCGCAGCCCCGGCCUACAAAUGGUCCGUCACCAAAUGGUCCUUCACCCGCGGCCAAGCCGCCUACGACUACUCCUUCACCAUCUCCGGCGCCGCCCACGGCGCGAUCCCCGCCUUCAAAGCCUCCUGCACUGGCACUCAAACUGGCGGCUUUCGCGACUGCACCAUCCUCUCCGACAACCCGGUACCGCCGACGGUUUCUGCGAAUGUGAAUAUUGUGCAGGAUCCGGAGAACCCGAAUGAUAAUAUCCCGAGGGUGUUUGUGAGGGUGGAGUUUGUGGAUGAUGAGGAUUGUCGGUAUAAUGAUGCUGGGAACCACUAUGUUUCGCUUGCUCCGAAGAGGUUUAAGAUCGAUGCUAAGAAGUCCACGGCGAUUUGCUAG
Messenger RNA from Saxophila tyrrhenica, 450 nucleotides. RefSeq lists its product as uncharacterized. NCBI's taxonomy places the organism in Eukaryota, Fungi, Ascomycota, Dothideomycetes, Mycosphaerellales, Extremaceae. The transcript has a single exon. The coding region runs from base 1 to 450 and encodes 149 amino acids. The record is from RefSeq and is a predicted model, not a curated record.